AUGAAGUGCGGGUCCCAACCAAGUGAUGUGCUGGAUGCAGUCAUUGGGUCUCUUUCCUCCGGGCUUCUUUCCCUCUUCACCCUCCAGCUCUUCUCCAGGUUCCUCACCUUCGGGCUGAACAUCGUUAUCGCGAGAUCUGUGGACAAGAGCUCGUAUGGGAUCGGAGCUGUGAAGCUUCAGCUUCUUUAUGAUACAGUCCUCUCCCUGUCCAGGGAAGGUUUUCGUGAUGCUUGCCAGAGGACCUCUCCCUCAGCGUGGAAGGACAGCAAGGAGCGAGCUCAAAUCCUCUCCGUGGCAUGGCUUGCGAUUCCUCUCUCUCUCCUCGUCGGAGCAGCCGUCCUGUUCGCGUCCAACGUCCUGGACGCGAGUCAGAGGAGCGAGCACGAAAGCUACCACCUCAUCGCCAGCAUGUUCGUCUUGGCCGCUGCUUUCGAGAUGCUCAGCGAGCCUCUCUACAUCCUCGCGCAGAAUCUCUUCCUCAUCAAGCUGCGUGCUCGCACCGAGAUGCUUGCUCUGACGGUCAAGGUCGUGUUGACCGCCGCCAUGGUCAUGGCAGACCCAGCUCGUCCCCUGCGGGCGUUCGCGGCCGGGCAGAUCUCGUAUGCUCUCAGCAUCUUCGGCUGCCUCUUCGCCUUCUUUGCAAUGAGCCGGGAGGGGGUCGGGCUGUCGGAGACCGUCGGGGUCGUCAGUGGAUCCUUGUUCUUCAGCUCCUUCAGUCAGUUGGACUUGCAGCUUGCUGGCCUUGCGGCGACCAUGUGCAUGAAAUCGCUCCAGAAGUACCUCAUGGAGAAGGGGGAGACGUUGAUCCUGCUAGGGCUCUUCGAGUCUCAGACGUGGGCCAUGUACGGCAUCGUGCAGGAAGUCACUGACAGGACGAGGAAGAACUUGGGGUCGCUCGCUGUGAGGCUUGUCUUCCUCCCCCUUGAGGAGAUGGCACAGCUCGCAUUCAGCAAGCUGCUGAGCUCGAAGGACUUCGAUGAGGCGCUUGAGGUUUUCUCCGUCCUCUCCCAGCUCGUUGUUUUCAUUGGACUGCUCGUCGCUUCCUUCGGCCAGGGCUACUCCUUUGCGUCUGGCGUCCCUUCCUCAGGAAGACUCCAGCUCACUGCCCAGCAGGCUGGUCCACAUCCUCUACGGAGUCAAAUGGAGCAGUACGGACAUGCCCGGCAUCCUGGGGUGGUACAGGUCGAGCAUGUGCCUUGCCGGUCAGCGUCUGAGGGAGCGCAGGAGUGA
Molecule: messenger RNA, 1230 nt
Organism: Guillardia theta CCMP2712
Lineage: Eukaryota; Cryptophyceae; Pyrenomonadales; Geminigeraceae
Exons: 9
Coding region: 1-1230 (409 amino acids)
Biological process (GO): glycolipid translocation; dolichol-linked oligosaccharide biosynthetic process
Cellular component (GO): endoplasmic reticulum membrane
Source: RefSeq, a predicted model, not a curated record